This is a messenger RNA of Erpetoichthys calabaricus (reedfish), 1820 nucleotides long. RefSeq names its product small ubiquitin like modifier 1 (gene sumo1). Lineage: Eukaryota; Metazoa; Chordata; Cladistia; Polypteriformes; Polypteridae. Bases 405 to 635 code for a protein of 76 amino acids. Gene Ontology annotation, molecular function: ubiquitin-like protein ligase binding; protein tag activity. Gene Ontology annotation, biological process: protein sumoylation. The transcript has 3 exons. Gene Ontology annotation, cellular component: PML body; nucleus. The record is from RefSeq and is a predicted model, not a curated record.
AUAAAAACAAAUACAAGGAUCUUAAAAUGGAUUUGAAAACAAACUGGAAGCCAGUGAAGGGAAUCCAAAAUCGGGGUAACGUGCUCAUGCUUGCUUGUACCAGUUAAAAAUCGAGCAGCGGCAUUUUGCACCAGAAGUCUGCCUGUAGUAGUCAGUUUUACAUUACUCCUACAUUUACGUUGGCAUCCCUGGCUCAGUAAGUGGGGAAAAAUUGAAGACCUGUUUGAUGGGAGGGGGUGCCAGAGAGCUGUGUAAUGGCACAAGUAAAACCAGAUGAACUACAUUGAAAUGAGGGGUGCUGUGGGCAGAGAGUUUAUUAGUAUGUGGUCUUGAAAACAGGCUGGCCGGCCAUUUUGGGGUUUUGUGUGGCCUGCUGCAUGUGGUGUAAAUUGCACUAAUCUUUCAUGUGCUUUCAGGACAACAGCGAGAUCCAUUUUAAAGUGAAGAUGACAACACAUUUAAAGAAGCUCAAAGAGUCCUACUGCCAGAGACAGGGUGUGCCCAUGAACUCUCUUAGGUUUCUCUUUGAAGGACAGAGAAUCGCCGACAAUCAGACUCCUAAAGAGCUGGGGAUGGAGGAUGAAGACGUCAUUGAGGUGUACCAGGAACAGACGGGAGGCUAUGUGGACAUUUAGACUUUUAUUGUUUUUGGUUUUCUUGCCUUUUUUUAUUUUAAAUUUUUUUUUUUUUUUUGGUUUUCUUAGACAUAAGCCUGAGCCACCCGGUUUAGAGGAGCUCCUUUUAGUUAGACGACUCCCUGUACCCCCCCCCCAACCCUUCCCCAACUCUUGGGGACAACUGGAAAUGGCGCAAGGCAUAUGGUGGGUUGGGGGGGUGGGAGUUGGAGUGUUAAAGGAAUGGAUGGAUCAGCCCACUUCUAUUUUUAUGUGACUUGGACAGUGAGCCCUGCCCCUCUGAUACACACACACACACACACACACACCGUGCCCCGGACACACUGCACUUUUCCCCAUAAUUGUUUAAAAUACAUCGGCAACUCCGUUUACUCCUCCCUUUAUCUCCUCGCUGCAGGCCACUGGUAAUAGAGAGUGAUGAGAGGUCACAUGGUCUGUGACGAGACGCCAUCCCCAGAGUUGUGGUAUCCACCCGCUGCACUGAUUUCUCGCAUGACGCUGCCACCAAAGGUUCUGUUUUAACAGGGCUCCGCUGCUGUGCUUUGAUGGGAACAGACCACAUGACACCCACCUGUAAAGUAGUAGGCAGUGGAAAAGGUGGCGGACUAAAGUUGCCAGCGGACCUCCCAUGGACACUAAUGCGAGGCUGGGGGCUCCCCUGAGGUGUAGCGCUGAGCCAGUUCAGCCUUGGAGCCUCUCUGUGUUUUUUUUUUUUUCCCCUUUUGUCCCCUAACCCGAAACCAACCCGUUCCCCCCCCCCCCCCCGUCCCCAUAUCCAGUUAAACCCAUUGAAGGUGUGGAGCUCAGUGUCUUUAGGUAGUGUGCCCGAGGCCGGAGUGUGUGCCAGCCGGAGCGUGCCUUCCUGGAGGCGCCCCGGAGUGCUGCUGAUUCUGCCGCCUCUCCCCUUGGCCGCCAGUGUGGUGCAUGUAGUUGACCGUGGGUGGGUGGGUGGGCGGGCCUGCUCUCGUGGCAUUAUUGUGGACGUCUCAAAGCAAAAGGCACUCGUCGUGGUUUGUUUUUUUUUUUUUUUUUUUUACUUUUUUUUUUUUUUUUUUCUUCCAUGUUUUUCUGGGGCUCUUGAUUUUACAUUUGUUAAAUUUUCACAUGUGAAAAAUAAUUUCUGAUAGCUUGUAAAACUUUUUUUUCUAAAUAAAACCGGUAAAAAAAGAUUCAGUGCCGUAUGAC